AAAAUAUAAUAUAUCUUCUUCGACCGCUUUCUCUUUCCCUGACGCCGGCUUUCCUCCCACUCCCUUCUAGCUCUCGAGGGACCAAGGGAAGGAAGAGGGAAAGAAGGGUCCAAUCAAAUGGCUUCUCGGCUUCAGCUUCCCAGCGACGACGCUGUAGACCUCGUCGUCACUCAUGCCAACAUAAAGAGCUUCUCCUCCCACGUUCGCUUCUCCCUCGAGACGCCGGUGGAGUCGGCAAAGGAGAAGCUCUGGAGGAAGUGCGGGACCUCCGUGGACUCGAUGCGCCUCGAGCUCUACGAUGACGCCGGAUCCAAAGUGUGCGACCUGAGCGACAAUCUGAGGCCACUUGGAUUCUAUUCCCCUCAAAAUGGGUACCGACUGCAUAUUAUAGAUCUGGACCCCUCAUCAGUAACCUCCGGUGGCUGGUUGGAUGACACUUCACUGGUGGAGAAAUAUAAAAUUUCUGAAGAAGCCUAUAAUAAACUUGAUCGAAACUUUAGGAAAUUUAAAGAAAAAAUGAUAUCUCAAAAUCCACCAAGCGGUGAAAGCAAACUAGCGGACAGUUACAUGGAGGACCUUUGUGCAAAUAUCAAGGUUGGAGAUAGAUGUGAAGUUGAACCUGGGGGAAAAAGGGGAGUCGUGAAGUUUGUUGGUCGAGCUGAGGCUUUAGGACCUGGAUUUUGGGUUGGAAUUCAAUAUGACGAACCUCUCGGAAAACAUGAUGGCAUGGUGAAAGGUAUUCGCUAUUUUCAGUGCCUGCCACAACAUGGUGCCAUACUUAGGCCGGACAAAGUCAAGGUUGGAGACUAUCCUGAGAGGGACCCAUUUGAUGAAGAAGAGAUAUAAACAAUUGCAGAGGUGUGCAUACAGCAUCUUCAGAGUCCUGUUAAAACUGCAAUCCUCAUGUAGCCUCCUUAGAAACUCUUUGAUCAUCGAAAUCUAUUUGCCUUGAGUUAUAUCCAAUCAUGCAUAACGUUGUUGUUUUGAUGAUUGAUGCAUGCCCCUGUAAUUGAAAAGCAUCACCAGGGACCUAUUUGUUUUGAAACUGUUGCCAUUGGACUGAUACCUUCACUUCUGGGAAGUGGCCAUUUUGUGAGUACUGUAUGGAUGAUAGAUGAUGAAAGUAUAUGUAAGGAUUAUAUUAUAUUUCUGGAAAAUAACUGGAUGUGACCAGUUCUUUUUCAUUGA
This is a messenger RNA of Phoenix dactylifera (date palm), 1188 nucleotides long. Its product is annotated as tubulin folding cofactor B. Gene Ontology annotation, biological process: post-chaperonin tubulin folding pathway; tubulin complex assembly; cytoplasmic microtubule organization. Gene Ontology annotation, molecular function: alpha-tubulin binding; microtubule plus-end binding. NCBI's taxonomy places the organism in Eukaryota, Viridiplantae, Streptophyta, Magnoliopsida, Arecales, Arecaceae. The record is from RefSeq and is a predicted model, not a curated record. Gene Ontology annotation, cellular component: cytoplasm; nucleus; microtubule plus-end.